Molecule: messenger RNA, 1441 nt
Organism: Pyricularia oryzae 70-15
Lineage: Eukaryota; Fungi; Ascomycota; Sordariomycetes; Magnaporthales; Pyriculariaceae
Exons: 1
Coding region: 214-1284 (356 amino acids)
Molecular function (GO): oxidoreductase activity, acting on NAD(P)H
Source: RefSeq, a predicted model, not a curated record
GCGUCGACGCUUACAGAAAAUCCCACCGGCACUUAAUAAUAUAGAUAGACUUUCUGCUAGUUUACCUCAAUUAAGGUUUAGGUUAGCGGAUAGUUCGGAUAGUGGGCAUUUCGGGACUAUAUAAUUUACAACUCCCCGGAUAUGCCAUUCCUCCUCAUUACGUUAUAUUGACGACCUUUCGAAAACGCCGUGCUCGCCUUUCCCACCUCAACAAUGUCCCAACCAACCAACACAGCCCUCUACAUGGACGAUGACUGCCGUCUAUCCGUAAAACGAGAAUUCCCUAUCCUUACCCCAGAAAAUGACGAGGUCUUGGUCAAAGUCCUCUUCUCGGGCGUCAACCCAGCCGACGUCAAGCACGGCCAGCAGCUCGGCAUCCGCCCCGUCGUUCUAGGCUACGACUUUAGCGGGCACAUCGUCUCCGCCCCUCCGGGCUCCACCUUCAAGGCCGGAGACGCCGUAGCCGGCACGACUCCCACCGGACUCGGCCGCCCCGCCCGCUUCGGCACCCACCAGGACUACGUAGCCUGCCCCGCGGACCGGGUCUUUCACGUCCCGCAGAACCUACCCAUGCCCGACGCAGCCUGCCUCGCCGUCGUGGCCAGCACCGCCGCCGACGUCAUCUUCAACCUGUUCGGCCUGCCGGCCCUCCCCGCCGCCGCACCCCCACCCGACGGCACGCUGCUGGUCUGGGGAGGCUCGACCGCGGUCGGCAGCAGCGUGGUGCAGUACGCGCGGGCGAGCGGCGUGCGGACCAUCAUCGCCACGGCGUCCGCGUCGCGGCACGAGAUGCUGCGCGGCCUGGGCGCCACGCACUGCUUCGAUUACCGCGACGGCGACGUCGAGGCGCAGAUCGCGACGCUGGUGCGGGAGCGAGGGCUGGACCCGAUCCGGUACGCGCUGGACGCGGCGGGGAGUCCGGGCGAGAGCGGCGGCGGGCCGUCCUCGGCCGAGAGGAUGAGCCGGUGCGCGGCCCCCGACGCCGUGCGGGUCUCGGUGGUGUUUGGGGACCCGCGCGUCGCCAUGGCGUUUGCGGACCGCAGCCGCGACGUCUCGCUCAGGGUGGAGGGGGCGCCGCACCCAAUCACCAUCCCUCGCGACGAGGCCAAGGCGGCAAGGGUGAAAGAGGCUCUGGGCUGGGCGGUGCGGAACUACGGGGAUGGGUUUGUCCUCCCUUGUGUGGACGCGUGGAGUGGGAAGAGCGAGAAUGCGCUCCAACAGAUACGGCUGGUUGCUGAUUGGGGCAAGUUUGGGAAAGUGGCCAUUCAGCAUCCUCUGCUGUAGAAUUGUUGCUGUGAUUGCUCUGUUGGUCCCACUUUUCGUACGUCACAAUCGAACGAGUUCUAUCACUAAAUUCUAAUUAGGUAGGUACUUACCUACCUGGAUAGGUAGCCAAACUUGGUCCAGGCAGUCAUUGAUGGUCUCCCGCCCUCCUUUUCUC